AUGCAAUCUGGUUCAAAUCCACCGUCUGGUUUUUCGUUUGGAGGUAAUCCAGCGAGCGCAGGUGAGGAAAAAUGAACGUUUUGAAUGUUUUGUCGAUGUUCAUCAUGUUGUUUUUGUGAAGUUGUCAUUCCAUGAAUACCACAACCCGACAGGACCCCUCUUCAAAGCUUUUUAUCGUUUUUAGAAGUCAAUAUAUAGUCUAAAAUAUACGUAUUACUUGAUCAAUGUUUAUAAAAUGAUAACCUCGGUAGAGGUAAACAUAAAUUCAAUUAUUUUACAUGUCCUUGCCAGUGAAGGUAGUGCCAAUAUAAUGUACACAAGCUUUCGUUUUUAGGGAUGAAACUACUUGAUAUAAGAAGAAUUUUGACGUUUCAAGUGAAGGCGGAAUCUGGAGUUACCGUUACAGUAACUUCGCUCAAAACGUCGAAAUUCUCCUUAUAUUUGUCAGGCAGUCGCAUCCCUACCAACGAAAAGCUUGUUAAAAUUAUUUUACAUACCUGCUAAUAACUUCCUGAUGAAGGGCCUUUACGUCAGAGUUUUACUUGUAUUUUCAGGUAGUUGAAUCCGUGUUCAUCUCAAUGCCAGCUAUAACUGCAGGGUUCAAAUUAGCGGCCCACUAUUCGUAAAUUGCGAAUGUAAAUUCGCUUUUUGCGAACGCUGACCAGACUGGAAAGUUUGGAAAUUGUGCACCGGAGAUUUCGAAAAUUUAAUAGUAAAUAUAUAGAAAGCAUCAAAAUUGCGCGCCGGAGAUAUCCGCCGCGCGAUACAAACUUUCCACACUGGCGAACGCAAAAUCAUCCAUUUUGUGAAUGGCGUUUUGCAAAAACAAUGUAUUAAGGUUUACAUAAAAGGUUGAUUUUCACUAUCACUUCGAAUGUAUUUUAUUAUGAUGGAAGAUGUGGAGUAUUUUGCUGACUAUUAUUGUAAUUUUGUACUAGAAGGAUGUGUGAAAUGAAGAAUAUGGCUACAAUUUCUUCAGAAAAUUUAAGAAAUUUGCUUUGAAACGACCGCCAUCUUGUUUUUCGCAAGCAGUGUUUCCACUUUUCAAAACUGAAAUGUCCUUCAAAUUUUCAAGAAGGAAAUUUGCGAAUUGAUCUUUCCUGUCUAAUUCGAACCCUGAUUACCAUCCAAGUUGAUUAAACGGUUGUGAGAAGAUAUGGAUUUAUGUUCUCGUAUCAAAAACAAUAUCUCACUCGUUUGUUGCGCUCACUUGUGAGAUAUUGUUUUUGCCACUCGAACAUAAAAUCCAUAUCCCCUCGCAACCAUCUAAUAUCCUCUAUAUUUUUCAUUUGACAUCAGAAAAUUAUAUCACCUUUUUAAAACUGUUGCAUGCAACCUGCCUACAACUUGAGUUGUACUGUGUAAAUCAAGCACACAACUCACCUACGACAAUAUAGUCGAGAUUUGUGCUUGAUUUACACAGUACAACUCAAGUUGUAUUAAAAAUGAUACCCCUGGAUUAGAAGCAAUUUCUGCUUUAGGGUGGGAAACUCUUGAGUCUCAACGAAACCAAGUCAAAAGCAAUUCAAAUGUAUAAAGUUUUAAAUUAUUUGGCUCCAAACACACUUGUCAAUCUUUUUGUGUGCAAAAGUGACAUCACACAUUAUGAGCUCAGUGGCUCCACUACCUCUCUGCAAAUACCUUUUCCCAGAACUGAAAAUCUAAAAAAAAGUUUUUCUUAUGAUGGGGUGAAAUUGUGGAAUUCCUUACCCCCAUAUUUGUGUGAUUCGGAUUCAUUGCUGAUAUUUAGAAAUGGAAUUACUGCUCACAAUUUCGCGUAAUUUAUUGUAAAUAUAGUUAUUAUAGCCAUACUAAUAGGUUGAUUUUUGUAAAUAUUUUUGUAAAUAUUUUUAUAUUCAUGUAAUGAACACGCCCCUCGUGGAAAUCAGCGAAAGUUGACGAGGCUAGCGUAUUGUUUUAAAUAAAGUUUACCUGCCUACCUACUAACACUUUUACGCAAAAGUUGUCAGUGUUUUUUUCAGGAUUUUCUCUUGGGUCCAUUUUUGCAGAGAAGAUUGAGUUAAGCUGAACAGCUGGGGCGGCUGCAUGCCCCCUUACCGGGGGGCUGACACCUGUACUCAAUAAAUGUAGUUGAGACGGAGUGUGUUAAAGCAGGGGCACUGAGGGACACUAUAAACUGGUUAAAGAUGGCGAAUGCAUAGUUUUUCUUGUGCUGUGAGAUGAAUUCCAGGCAUUUUUUUUAAUUGUGGGGUUUCCAACUGAAAACUAAUUUCCACACGUCACAAAUUUAACUCAAACAACUUCAUUUUUACUGCACUGAAACUUUGGUGAGAAGAUUGAGUUUCAAAACUCAAUUCAAGAUUGAGUUUUUGGGGCUGUUUAACGGCCCUAAAAAAUCCCUGAAAUAAAACCUGGUUGUGUAUUGUAAAUUGGCCUUAAAUGUUAUUUAAUUGUAUUUAAUUUAGCCACAUCAACUCCAGGAACUGGCUUUUCAUUUGGUUCAGCCACCCCAUCAAGUGGUUUUGGCUUUGCCGGAACUGCAGCAACAACGAAACCUCCCUUUUCCUUCACUACUCCCAGUAGCAACACCACCGCCUCCAUAUUCAACAACCCCACUACGAAACCCCCUGCAUAUGGUACACCCAGUGGCAGUGUUUUUGGUGCGGCAAAUACAACAACAACUGGUACUCAAUUUGGGAUGACCAGCACAACCCCUAGUGCAGGUUUAUUCAGCGGCACGUCAGCAGGGUUUGGUAGUAGCCAAGCGACAACCCAAAAUACGACAGGCUUUGGUGGACAAGCAACUCAAUCGACUGGCUUAUUUGGUGGAUCGAUGGCGCCAGCUCAACAAGCAAGCGGGCCAUCAUUAUUCAGCGCAAAGCUACCAACAGCAACUGUAGGAGGUAACACAGGGUUUUUUAGCGGUGUUGCAGCUCCCGCAACAAAACCGUCUCAAUCAUCAGGGUUUUUCAGCGGUGUUGCAGCACCUGCAACACAAACGUCUCAAUCAACAGGGUUCUUCAGCGGUGUUGCAGCGCCCGCGACGCAAACAUCUCAUUCAACUGGCCUUUUUAGUGGCUCAGUGGCACCUCGGGGUGGACCACCGGCAUUUGGUGGAAAGCCAAUUUUGAAUAGUGGUAACACUUUGUUAUUCAGCGGAGUUGCCGCAGCCCCAAAUCAGUCGCUCAGUUUUGGAGGUGCGGCACAGAAUACCAAACCCGGCGGCAUAAGUUUUGGUACCCCAACACAGGCAGGCACAACAGCAACCCCAAGUUUUGGCUCCAGUACAGCAACUCACGGAGCAAAACCUAUUGACAUUUGGUACCCAGGAAAGUGGAACUGCUGCAAAACCUGGAUUUUCAUUUGGUACAACAACCACAUCUACUGGUAG
Molecule: messenger RNA, 3352 nt
Organism: Paramuricea clavata
Lineage: Eukaryota; Metazoa; Cnidaria; Anthozoa; Malacalcyonacea; Plexauridae
Source: the annotation of a GenBank genome assembly